GGAAAAGUACGUCCAACAGUGUAUAGAACGUUUUGAUAGAUAUAAAGAAAAAGAAAGAGAAGAAAGAGAAAAAGAAAGACAAGAAAGGGAAAAAGAAAGAGAAAGCGAAGAAAGGGAAAAAAGAAAGAGAAAGGGAGUUUGAGUUAGAAAGACUUAGGCUACAAGCAGAAAGCAGGACAGAAGGGGAAGUAACUCAAUCCACGUGGGGUCCGCGUGGUAACCUUCCCAAACUUUCAAUCUUUCUUGAGGAUAAAGAUGAUAUAGACUCUUUCAUCUUUAGGUUCGAAGCGCAUGCAAGUGCUCUCAGGUGGGAGGAGAAGCGAUGGCCUUUGCAUAUGUCAGCACUUUUACAGGGCGAGGCUUUGACCCUGUACCAUGCACUUUGUGCAAGUGGGAUAGUUCACUUCUUUUCCAAAAUCCACUCAAGGUACUUUUUACCAUCCGCCGCCAUCGAGAUCCUUCAUCCUCUCCGCUUUUUCCCGCCAAAAAACGUAAAAACAAAACAAAACAAAAUUUCGUCAGAUCAUGACGUCAGAUCAUGACGCGGCAACGCCCUCCUGCCGUCAGAGCUAAGGUCAGGGUUGACCCAGCAUGCGACAGGCGGCAAGGAGUAUCAUAAAUGGCGAUGUACAUUUCCAGGAAAUUUAGACGGACCAGCAUUGUGUUCAUGACAAUUCUUGGAGUAGAGUCUGUCGUUUAUCUAAUGUUAACCUCCCACAACAUGUCAGACAUUUCUACUUUGGAAGAAAACGAGGACAUUUGCUUUGCAUGGAGAAGGGCAGACAAACGAGCCUUUCGGACUGUACCAUGGUGGGGGCGUGCCUGUGACAUGCAAAGUGACUGGGUAAGAGAACGGUACACCUGCAAAAACCUAAAAGACAUGGGAAACUGGCCUGUUUGCUUUGAUGAUAACCUUGUUCCUCAGAACAACUGUUUAGUGUACUCAUUUGGCAUUGACUAUGACUUUAGCUUUGACGACGCCAUGGCAGCCAUAGGAUGCACCGUCUACUCCUUUGAUCCCAGCAUGCUGGACACUCCUGACCACAAGCGUGGGGACCGUGUUUUCUUCCAGAGAAUUGGCAUCAGCGAUAAGGACGACGACCAUUUCGUUCCCAGAUUCGAUGAGUAUGUUGAAAAGCGCCCGGCGGUCAACGGAUGGCCGAUGAGACGUCUGCAGACAAUCCUUGACCUCCUGGGUCACAGAAAGGAGCAGCUGACCGUGCUUAAGAUGGACAUUGAAGGCUAUGAGUGGGACGUCACUCGUGAUCUUCUUGACUCGGGGAUCUUGUCCUCCGUACCGCAGUUUCUGGUGGAGUGGCACCUGUUUAAGGACUUUCCACCUCGAGAACGAGUCCCUGAUGCCGUUGAAACGUACUUCCGUCUGAACGACAUGGGCUUCCAGUUAUUCGUCACCGGCAUUUUCUACCUAGGAUCAGCGACCUCCUUGAGAAUGACGGCAGAAGUUGCCUACAUAAACACGAUUAGAAACUGACCUGUCCCUCUAUUUUGAUUGCUUUUUUUUAGCUCUAGUAACUCAGAUUUAAUUUCUUGCUAUGUCAUCUUUGUCUGAAACAAGGUUUAUAAUAAUAUAAAACUCUAUUAUUAGUAGUUCUACCUUCCCUCACACGG
This is a messenger RNA of Pomacea canaliculata, 1629 nucleotides long. RefSeq lists its product as uncharacterized. The transcript has 7 exons. The coding region runs from base 620 to 1492 and encodes 290 amino acids. The record is from RefSeq and is a predicted model, not a curated record. NCBI's taxonomy places the organism in Eukaryota, Metazoa, Mollusca, Gastropoda, Architaenioglossa, Ampullariidae.